CUUUAAUUCUUCCGAUAAUGAUAAUCUACAUUCUAAGAUUGAAGGUUUGUCUAAUUUCACGCUAAAGUUAACGUCCGUGUAAAGGUCUUUUAUUGAAAUAUAAAGAGUAAUUACCAAAAAUCAUUCCAAAUUCAAAAAGACAUGAAACUAUAGAAAAUAAUCAAAACUAAAUUACUUCAAAUGACACCAACUGCGAUGGUUACUAACAAACGGAAUCCAAACUAUAUUCAUCCGAAUCGUCGAGCCUCGGUACGUGUCAGUACCUCACAACCACAGCUAGGAUACAACACAAAUGGCAACAGCAGUAACGCAUCCAGUUGUGGCAGCGGUAGCAAUUCUCGUUCAUCACUACGCCAAAAUAUUGCAACUGUAAGUGGUAGUACCGCCAAUGUCAGUGCCACUGGCAGUGGAAAUGGCAAUCAUUUACUUCAGCAAAAAUAUCAAAGCACUUGCGAACAAGGCACACAAACGCCCGCAUCCAUAAGUCGAGAGACACGGCGACAUAAAUUGAAAUCAUUCAAGUUUCCUUUUAAUAGUGUCCCAACGCCAGCACUGAAUUUGCGGUAAGUUCGAAAUUGCGUUGUAAGUGCACCGUGUUUGUUAGUUAGUAUG
This is a messenger RNA of Teleopsis dalmanni, 612 nucleotides long. RefSeq lists its product as uncharacterized. The transcript has 2 exons. Lineage: Eukaryota; Metazoa; Arthropoda; Insecta; Diptera; Diopsidae. Bases 181 to 567 code for a protein of 128 amino acids. The record is from RefSeq and is a predicted model, not a curated record.